Herpailurus yagouaroundi (jaguarundi) is the source of this 644-nucleotide messenger RNA. Its product is annotated as solute carrier family 22 member 20-like. The transcript is spliced from 3 exons. NCBI's taxonomy places the organism in Eukaryota, Metazoa, Chordata, Mammalia, Carnivora, Felidae. The annotation marks the transcript as partial. The record is from RefSeq and is a predicted model, not a curated record.
GCGGGUGAUAUUCCCCCGAGAGAGGAGUCCUGUGUCUUUCAUCCCGUGUGCUGUCCCCCCGGGUCCAGAACAGUGAACCCCGGGCUGGAGCAGGACCAUUCUGCUGCCUCUUCCAGGUUCUCCAACUCCCUGGCUUACUACGGGCUGGCCAUAGACCUGCAGAAGUUUGGACUCAGCAUAUACCUGGUCCAGGUCCUGUUUGGGGUCUUAGACAUCCCGGCCAUGCUGGUAGCCACCACCACCAUGAUUUACGUGGGCCGCCGGGCCACAGUGGCUUCCUUCCUCCUCCUGGCGGGGCUCAUGGUGAUCGCGAACAUGUUUGUGCCAGAAGACAUGCAGGCCUUGCGCGUGGCCCAGGCGGCACUCGGCAAAGGCUGCCUGGCCAGUUCCUUCAUCUGUGUGUACCUGUUCACGGGCGAGCUGUACCCCACAGAGAUCAGGCAGAUGGGGAUGGGCUUUGCUUCGGUCAGUGCCCGCUUUGGGGGUCUGACUGCACCCCUGGUCACCACGCUUGGGGAGUUCAGCACCAUCCUGCCGCCCUUGGGCUUCGGGGCCACCUCGAUCCUGGCCGGCCUGGCUGUCUGCUUCCUGGCUGAGACCCGCAACGCGCCCCUGGUGGAGACCGUCGAGGCCAUGGAGAGGAG